UGGAYGGAAGGAUGUACAAAUGGUCACUYRAUAGUUCAUAGUGUUUUCACUGAUAGGCUGACUUUUAUUGUUCAGGUWUCAACUCUAAAUGCAGAAAUACAAAAGCUAAAAAGUCAACAUGAAAGUGAAGAACAAGCCAGAAAAAAAGCAGAAGAAACAACGGAACAAGAAAGGCAGAAACAUGAAGAACAGUUAGAAGAGAAUGGUAGAAAAGCUAAAGAUGACCAAUUGAAGUCUAAUCAUAACAUUGUUGUUCUUUGUAUUGAUGAGAGCAAAAAGGUCAUUCAAGACUCUCUUGAUCAGUUUGAUAAUCCAUAUCAUAGUUCAACGACAUGUACAGCAGAAUAUUUACUUACACGAUUACAAGGAAUUACCGAUCAACUUGAAAAUGUCUCUUCAAGUUUCUCGUCAUACCAGUCAAAUAAUGAAGAAUUCCACCCUCUUGUAUCAUUCAUAUCGUCGUAUUCGUAUCGUCUUGGUGACUGCUUGAUUAAUGCCCAGGCUACUGCGCACAUGGCUCCAUCUGAAGAAGCACAAGAAUUGACAAGAAACAGUGAAUCUGCUGGAAAGACUUCGCUGGAAUUAUUAGAAUCCAUGAAAAAUAAGGACAUUGAUCCACAAGUGCUUGCAGACAAAGUCAAUCAAAUCAAAACAARUCUGAUUAGCAUAACCUCGGUGGCAAAGGCUCUUGCACCAAAGGAGAAAGACAGCGCUGAAGCAAUUGGAUCUGAGGUCGACAAAGAGAUCAAUGCUACAGCAGAACUUGUUGCUGAUGCGGCACUUCGAAUAGAGGAAAUGCUGAACAAAACACGAGAAAAAUAUACAGGAGUACAGCUUGAGGUGCAUGGCAGGAUCUUGGAUUCAUGUACAUCAUUGAUGCAGGCCAUCAAAGUACUGAUUAUCAAGUCCAAAAGUCUUCAGGAAGAAAUUGUUGGAGAGGGAAAGGGUACUGCCACUGCAAGAGAGUUCUACAAGCGUCACCAUCGGUGGACAGAAGGACUUAUAUCUGCUGCAAAAGCAGUUGGUUGGGGAGCCAAAGUGCUUGUUGAUUCAGCUGAUAAGGUUGUACAAGGACAAGGCAAGUUCGAGGAAAUUGUCGUCGCAUCUAAUGAAAUCACAGCUAGUACUGCACAAUUGGUGGCUGCCUCAAGAGUCAAGGCACARCAUGGUAGUAGUAAGCUUUCAUCGCUACAAACAGCUUCAAARGAUGUUGUAGAAUCGGCCGCGAGUGUAGUUGCGUCCGUGAAGACUGGUGCCGAGAUGAUUGACGACAGUAAAACUGUACCCGACUACUCAAAGUUAACCUUGACUCAAACCAAGCGAAUGGAGAUGGACUCUCAAGUCCGUGUAUUAGAAUUAGAAAGUAAUUUGACUAAAGAAAGAGAAAAACUUGGCCAACUGAGACGUAUUCACUAUCAACUUGCUGCUGCUGAAGAGGAAGCCGCUGAGAAAUAACAUGAAAUUGUAGCAGACAGACAGACAGAGUAGUACAGGCAGGUACUUAUUCAUGACCUGAUUGGUUGAUUGAUUGAUCAAUGGGUUGUUUGAUCAUCGAUCGAUGGAUCAAUUGAUUGAAUGGUUGAUUGAUUGAUUGAUCGAAUGA
This is a messenger RNA of Exaiptasia diaphana, 1603 nucleotides long. RefSeq names its product huntingtin-interacting protein 1-related protein. Gene Ontology annotation, molecular function: clathrin light chain binding; clathrin-cargo adaptor activity; phosphatidylinositol-3,4-bisphosphate binding. The annotation marks the transcript as partial. Gene Ontology annotation, biological process: clathrin coat assembly; actin filament organization; endocytosis. The record is from RefSeq and is a predicted model, not a curated record. NCBI's taxonomy places the organism in Eukaryota, Metazoa, Cnidaria, Anthozoa, Actiniaria, Aiptasiidae. Gene Ontology annotation, cellular component: actin cortical patch; clathrin-coated vesicle. The transcript has 17 exons.